AUCUGUCAGUGGAUCAGCUGAUCGGGGCUAUUCACGUACGUGCAAUCAGCUGAGCGUAAUCAUGAACGAGUUGACCGAAGAAGAUUUCGUGGUACCACCGGUUAAAUACGAGUAUUUGGACCACACCGCUGAUGUACAACUACAUGCAUGGGGCGAAACUAUGGAAGAAGCUUUCGAACAAUGUGCAAUUGCCAUGUUUGGGUACAUGACGGAUUUAGAACGAGUGGAAAUGUCGCAGAUGCAUCACAUAGAAGCAGACGGAGACGACUUGGAAGGUCUUCUUUUUCAUUUCCUCGAUGAACUGCUGUUCAUGUUCUCUGCUGAACCCUACAUCGUGGCAAAGAAAGUGAAAAUCACUGAAUUCGACCGAGUCAAUUUCAAGAUCAAGGCUUGGGCUCUAGGCGAGGAGUUUACCAUCGGGAAACAUUCGCAGAACGCCGAGGUGAAGGCGAUCACGUAUUCGGCUAUGCAGAUCGUCGAUCGGCCGAGGACGGAGCAUCCUGAGAUUUUCGUGAUCGUCGAUAUAUAGCCGAUUCUGGUCGACGUUCCGUUGCGCGAUUCCUUGCCGCGCCCUCGGCGUUCGACUCGGGUUUGCGCCUGAGAAACGAAAGUGGGGACGACCGUAUGGUCAUGAAAGCAAGAAGGGAGGUGUACGCUCUCCCUUACGUCCUACAUAGGGUACGAUCCUUUUGUAGUUGCGUAGGGUUCAAAUAAAUACGUUACGAAGAAAACACCGGGCUCCCUUCUUGGCGACCUACGCCAGGUGCGUAGCAACGCAUCGACGAAACCUGAAGAUACCGUCGCGAAACGAGAACGACAAAGUAAAGUUCGACGUCGAGCGCAGUAAAUUGUAUUUUUUAUUAUACUAUCAAUACCGACGGAAUGUUUUAACUGUUGAACGAGGCUUGUACGAGAAAUAACGUUACAGAAUUUUUGUACAGUUCUAUGAACGUGAAAUAAAUAUAUUUCUCUACUG
Messenger RNA from Ceratina calcarata, 976 nucleotides. RefSeq names its product protein archease (gene Archease). Gene Ontology annotation, cellular component: tRNA-splicing ligase complex. The transcript is spliced from 4 exons. NCBI's taxonomy places the organism in Eukaryota, Metazoa, Arthropoda, Insecta, Hymenoptera, Apidae. The record is from RefSeq and is a predicted model, not a curated record. Gene Ontology annotation, biological process: tRNA splicing, via endonucleolytic cleavage and ligation. Bases 62 to 529 code for a protein of 155 amino acids.